This is a messenger RNA of Motacilla alba alba, 6309 nucleotides long. It is a transcript of the gene PRRX2, whose product is annotated as paired related homeobox 2. Gene Ontology annotation, molecular function: DNA binding; DNA-binding transcription factor activity, RNA polymerase II-specific. Bases 55 to 798 code for a protein of 247 amino acids. Gene Ontology annotation, biological process: regulation of DNA-templated transcription. The transcript has 4 exons. The record is from RefSeq and is a predicted model, not a curated record. NCBI's taxonomy places the organism in Eukaryota, Metazoa, Chordata, Aves, Passeriformes, Motacillidae.
GGCCGGGGAGCGGCCCGGCACCUCGGGCUGGGCUGCGGGCUGGGGGUGGGAGCCAUGGACUCGGCGCCAGCCUUUGCCAUGGACAAGCCGUUCGCCCCCGGCGCCGUGCGCGGCCCGGAGCCGCCCGAAAACGCUCAAAGCCGGAAAAACUUCAGCGUGAGCCACCUCCUCGACCUGGAGGAGGUGGCGGCCGGUAUGAACGGGACCCCCGCGGCCGGUCCCCCGCCCGCCGGCGGCGGCAAGGCCAUCCCGGAGCCGUCGGGAGGCAGCAGCGGCAGCGAGGCAGCGCCCCAGGACGGAGAGAGCCUGAGCCCAAGCUGCGGGGCAGCCAAGAGGAAGAAGAAGCAGAGGAGGAACCGCACCACCUUCAACAGCAGCCAGCUGCAGGCUCUGGAGAGGGUCUUUGAGAGGACGCACUACCCCGACGCCUUUGUGCGGGAGGAGCUGGCCAGAAGGGUCAACCUCAGCGAGGCCAGAGUCCAGGUGUGGUUUCAGAACCGGAGGGCCAAGUUCCGCCGUAACGAGAGGGCGAUGCUGGCCAACAGAUCGGCGUCGCUGCUCAAAUCGUACAGCCAGGAAGCAGCCAUCGAGCAGCCCAUGGCACCACGACCCACUGCACUGACCCCUGAGUAUCUCUCGUGGACCAGCACCUCCCCGUACAGCACUGUGCCCUCCUAUAGCUCCAGUGGGACCGCAACGCCCACCCAGGGGGUGAACAUGGCCAACAGCAUCGCCAGCCUGCGCCUCAAAGCCAAAGAGUUCAGCCUCCAUCAGAACCAGGUGCCGACCGUGAACUGAGCAGGGCAAACCCCAUCCCAUGGCCUCCUCCAGGAUACAGCGCGGAGCUCCUGUGCCGGUCCAGGACGAACCCGCCGCCUGCCCAACACACAUGCCACUCAUCCAAUGUCUCAGCAUCUUCUCUCCUCUUCCCUUCCCUCCUGAAGGUAGAGUCAGUCCCAGGCCGAAGUGGCACAUAAUUAUAGCCACAUAUGGAGCGAACUUGGUUAGAAACUUGCUUUUCCGCACACCCUUAUAAUAACGGCUAUAUAUACACACAUACCCCCCACACGCUCUUUGAGGACAAACAGACUUGCCAAGGGAACAAGAAUUUGCUUCCAAACAUGGAAGGAUCUUGGACUAUUGGAUUUGACCAAUUUGGGUAUCUUGCCCAGAGAGCCAAAGAGUUAUUGGGUCUUCUCCUCCCGCAGGGACACUGUGGGAGGAUGACGGGCCCCCCUUUCCGCCAGGCUGUGACUUGCGGCGCUCAACUGUGUGUGCCAAAGCUGAUCCAUGUGUUCGUUUCUUUGUGCGACCCCGGCCACAGUGUGGGGUUUGGGACUUCCCAAAGUUUGGGACUUUGGGAAGCCGAUGGCUCACCCAUGCCAUGGCCAGUCUUGGCCAGCCCUCUGCGCUGUGCUUCCUGCAUUUAGGAGCUGCCUAUGCUGAUGGCAUCAGGCUUUGUCCCUUCCCAGAGGGGCAAGCAGAGCUGCAGCACCUCAACAGACCCUCCUGGAGCCUGUGAGCUCUCCCGUGAGCUGGGGAUGCAUCGCCAGUCCCCGAGCAGGCACCGCUGCCCCGCCUCGGUGGAUUUGCCAGCGAUUCCGCAGAGCCCCAGGUCAUUGAACAGUCCCAGGGAAUGAGAAAAUUGGAAAAAGCUGUUGGGUUUCAGCUGAGUAGGCGGCUCCCAGCGCUUCGUGCCAACGAAGGCUUCGCCUUCCGGAGGCACAGCCUCCCCGUCGGCAGCUCCGCAGAUGUGCUCGGGGGUCUGGGGCCGGCAGCUCCAUGGGGGGAGGCUGUUUUGGUUUUGCAGAAAGGAAAUGGUUUCCCCCUCAUCCCACCCUGCUGCGCAGCCUAAUGAGGCUCCAAGGUGGGACGUGCAGGGGAUGGACACGGGGUGGGCAGCCUGGCCCUAAGCCACGGGACUGAGCUGUGGAGAGACACAGCCUCCACAUUCCCCUGCCAGCUCCACAGCUGGGGUGGUGGAGGUGUGGUGUCCCUGUGGACAAAGCCCACUGGAAACCACAUCACCCUUUCCUCACCCACUGGAAAGAGCCACCAGCCAAGCAUGGGGACACCACCAACUCAGAGGGUUGGCCUGGACAGAGAAGACACAGCCCUACUUCCCCAAAAUGGGGUGGUUUGGGGGCUGCAGCAAUAGAUCUGAGGACAAAUAGAGCAAUUGCUGAGGUGCCUCCUCCAGGUAAACAUCCUCUGGUUGGUGACACUGAGGCUGAAAGUGCCACAUCUACAAAGUGCCCACCUGAGUCCCCAGAGCUCCCAGGAGCAUCCUCUCCCAUUCCCACUGGGGCUCUCACUGCAGCUGCAUGUGGGACCCAGUGGCUGUGACACUGGGGCUGUCAGCUGCAACCCCAGGCAGCAUGGGGGGCUCACCCAGCACCCAGAGCUGGAGACCUGAUGGGAGAACCAUCUCCUCUGCCUGGGGGUGAACCAGCCCCUCCACCCUGCCUCCAGCCCCUGCCUUCUCUGCUCUACAGCGCAGCCCCCAGUUGGGAACAGCCACGUUCUCCUCCUCAAGGCUGGCAGGAAGGGAGAGGGCACAGCCUGACUGACACUGUCCCCCUCCUCCAGUGUCACCCUAAACACCCACCCUCUGCCCCCAUCUGUAUUUCCAGGGCUGGAAUCCCUCCCCAGCUGGCAUCUGUCAUGCCAGCUCCCCAAACUGCAUAGGGACCUGCCAAGCCAGGGGGAAGAGGGAUCCACUGUGGAUCAAGUCAUCCACCCUGAGAAACACCACUUGGGGCAGGAGGAGGGGGCCAGGGGGGUCCUAUUCCCAUGGAAAGCACAGGGCUCUUUUUUCAGUUAUACAAGACGAAACCACAGGGAUAUAAAUGUCGCUGCCUCUUUGAGAACAUUAAUGAAAAUAAACCCAUUUAAUAGUUUGCAGAUGCUGUUUCUGUAAACCUAAAAAAAGCAGGGAAUAAAUAUUUCUUCACUAAAUAUCUAUAUGUAUAUAUAUAUUUGAAAACAUUUGCUCCUAAUCUUAGGGCCCCUCCUUUGCUGUGCUUUUGGCAGCUUAUCACAGCUUGUCAGUCAAUGCUGAACUCACCAAGAAGAGAUACAAAUUGCACCCAUGGAGGGGUAGCAGGACCGAGGGAUUAUUGUAAUCUAAGCUCUCUCUCGCCCUUUCUAUUUGUACAUUUCAAUUACUUGUAAUGAGAUCCAUGGUGGAUUUGGUUUUUUUUUCUUCUGCAUGUCUGUGUUUUGGAAAUUUUUGUAAGGUUUUUGUAAAAACAACUCUUGUGAAAUAAUGGAGGAAUAAAUAUUUUACUGAGUAGAGACGUGUCAGUGCAUGUGACAGGGACCUGAGUCUUCCAUCACCAGCCACUGUGGUUUGCCCACCUGGCCUGGACAAGCAGCCUGGGCAGAAAUUGAAUUAAGAGGCAGCAAGGAGGGUCAGAUUCUGCACAGAAAUUGAGCUGAAAGAAACCAAAGGGUAGAAAUAAACCACCAGAUUGUAGAGCACUUUCCAGGGAGUGAAGGCCCACGGGUGCAGAGCAGGCACUGAGCACUCAAAACAAGAGGAAUCAGUGGUCAGGCAAAGGUGAUACCAAAUAGUUGAGGCAGCAAAGUUAAAAAGCAAAGUUAAACAGGGCUCCAGAAGCUCACAGUGCUGAGCUAUCAAGCAGCAGAUUUAAUGCAAUGUGGAGAGGUGUGAAGAUAUGCCUUGGGGAAACUGCCCAGCACAUGCUCAGACUGAAAGGCAGCGAGUCAAGUGGCAGGAAUUGCUAGGAAAGGAUCAGAGAGCAAGGCAGAAAGCGUCCUCACUGCACAAAUGAAGCCUGAAAUCCAUUGCCCCAAGAUACUGUGGAGAUCAAUGCUACGGUGCAUUCAGAGAGGGUGAGAAAGUUAAUGGUGGGUGCGUGUUGGUGCAACGUGGCAGGGAUUCAACUGCUGGGCAGAAAUCUGCUGCCCUGCCGACUCCAGGAGAGCUGGGAGGAGAAGGGACACCUGGGCUCCCCUUGUUUCUUUUACUUGCCUUCACCUGCUGAAUUGCAGCAGCCUCCUGUCAGGCCAGCUCACAUGGUGUCACUUUCAGGAUGUCUCUGUCACCUCCUCCUCCCCCCCGGGCCAUCCUCAAUCCCCCCACACAGCCAGGGGACCACAGCACUAUCCUAUGCACCCAGAGAGGCUCAGCUCCAUGAGAGCCACAGGAUCAGCUCCCUCCCAGCAAACCUUUGUCCUUCCCAUCACCAGUGGCUGUUGGGACACGUGGAUCCAAGGCUGAGGAACAAUGCAUCCUGGCUUUCCCUAGAGGGGAACAAGGCUCAUCCCACAUCAUCCCUGCAGCACCCAGCAGGAGCAAGUCCCCAUACUGGACAUCACCCCAGGCCCACCAUGGUCCCAUGCACUCGACCAUCCCUGCCAAACUGCUCUGCUGCUGCUUUGUAACCACUUAUUUAUUCAUUCAGUAAGUGGCUUGUAGAUCAUUAAGGCAAAUUUUCCAACCUCCUGCAUAAAGAAUAUCACCCAAGCAGCAUCCUCAUGUCCUCAGCAUGUGGCCAGUGCAGAGCACCCCUCUGGAAUGCAUCCAGCCCUGAGUCAAGAGACCCUUGGAAGUGAUGAACUUACAGAUCCCAGGGCAGAUUCCUCCAGUGACUCAUCACUGUUGACUGCUGGAAAUAUGUCACUUAUUUCCUGCCUGAACUGUCCCAACUUCAGUUCAUCUGCCACCAGAGCAGAAGGUCUCAACCCAUGGUCAGUCAGCUCUCAGGAGCUGAUGGACAUUGAGGGGUCUCAAACCAGGAGACAGACAAGUGUGGAGAGCUGCAGCUCACCUGGCAGGGUCUGCACUCCACAGGAGAGGGAGAUACUGGGGGAAGGCUGUCAGUGAAGAGGAACUCAAGGGCAUUGUGCAACCUCUCCUCUUCCAGGACAGGGGGAUUUUUCCUCCCAGGAAGGGCACAUCCAUCACCAGUACUAAUUUCAGCAGGAGAGCUGUUCUCCAUCCAUGCACUACAACUUUGGGAAUGUGGGAAGGUUGCAAAGACAUUUGCAAACUGUUUCCUUCCUCAAAGCAGUUGGUUUUCCACCAGGUGAUUUCAAAAGGGCGGGUCUCAGGUGAUGGGAGUAUCUUUCUGGACCCCCUUUCCUUGUUUCUGACCCCACAGCCUGACACUUGUAUGUGACUUGCUGACUGAUGAAAAGUUGAAGUUUGCCCCUAGAAUAUUUUAAUGAGAACAAUUUUGUGUUGUCAUCAGCAUCGGCUGCUACAGCAGCAAGACAAAACCGAGCUCACAUUUUCCAGCUCAUGGGGACACCCACCUGGCUAUCCCCGUCCAGAAUGAAUUACAGAAUUACAGACAUAUCGUGGUUACAGCAUCCUCCUUUCCCUUUAUCCUUGUGCUGCUGAGCCCUUCUCCCUCUGGUGGCAACGGAAAGGUCUGAAGACCCUCUGAGUCCUGCUGGCACCAUCUACAAACUGCAGGAGCACAUGUUCCUUUGACAGCAACCUGUCACCUCCCAGCAGCAGAGCCCCUCCUGCCCUUUGGAGCAAUGCUUCUGUCCUGGGGGUUGUGAUGCUCACCCCAAACUCUAGAUUCCAUAUGGAAGGAGCAUCUCCUCCCUGCAGCAGAUAUUUUGCUCGCUGCUGCUUCUUUCCAACAUCACAGGGAAGCAACCUAAGGCAGUAGAGAAGCUGGAGGGUAGCUAUGCACAGGGGUGUAAUGCUUUAUAAUUACCUGGGAAGAAGGGAGGAAGCAAAGGUUCCUUUUGUAGCUGGUGUCACAAAACCCAGGAAGAGUUAUCAUGUGUAAGGAAGAACUAUUGCAUGGAGAUGCACAGUUGCACCACAACUUCAGAAGCAAUGGAAGUUUGCAAGGACAUUUACAAACUGUUUCCUUCCUCAAACCACUCCGCUUUCAACCAGGUGACUCCCAAAGAGCAAGUCUGUGGUGAUGGGAGGAUCUCCCUGGAACUGGCAUCGCAUCUGCCUGCUUUGGAGAGGCUGAUGGGCACUGGAGCAGACACCAGCCUCCGCCCCCUCAACCCGUUUCCCAAGGAAUGGCACCUUCCCUCCAUCCCAAACACCUCCAUGCGCACCCCCAGCUCUCCCCCAGCACACGGGGGGCGGAGGAUCCGCGGGUGCGGGUGCCCGGGCAGGGUCCCCGUGUCCCCCGCUGGGUCCCGCUGCCACACGAGGGUGCUGCAGCCCCGCGCAGCGCUGCGCAGCCCGCGGAGCCCGGGGCGAGCCCCGCCGCGCUGCCCCGCGCAGCGCCCGGCCGCAUCCCUCUGCCCGCCGCAUCCCUCUGCCCGCUCCGGGCCCGGCCGCAUCCCUCUGCCCGCCGCAUC